Trichosporon asahii var. asahii CBS 2479 is the source of this 1047-nucleotide messenger RNA. RefSeq names its product establishment of cell polarity protein. Bases 1 to 1047 code for a protein of 348 amino acids. Gene Ontology annotation, biological process: ribosomal small subunit biogenesis; ribosomal large subunit biogenesis. Gene Ontology annotation, molecular function: RNA binding; DNA binding. Gene Ontology annotation, cellular component: nucleolus. Lineage: Eukaryota; Fungi; Basidiomycota; Tremellomycetes; Trichosporonales; Trichosporonaceae. The transcript has 2 exons. The record is from RefSeq and is a predicted model, not a curated record.
AUGGCAGCCACCGCUACCGAGACUGCGCCGACGCCGAGUGUCUCCCGGGAUCCGGCCCUUGUGUCGGCCCUCGCCGCGCGCAACGACACCUUCACGACGCUCCUCUCCCUCAUCCCGCAGCAGUAUUACGUCCAGCCGACGCAGGAGGAGGCCGACUCGCGAUGGAUGAAGAACAAGAAGAGGAAGACCGGGGAAGAGAUCAAGGAGCACAAGCGCAAGGUUAAGCAGGAGAAGCUCGACCCGGACAACCUGCCCGGCGCUGCCAUUGAGACCGAGACCGAGGAGGCUGUUGUCGCUGAGCUCCCGCCAGCUCUCCCGGCUUACAGCGCUCUUCCCCCCGCCGCGUCGAUCUCGGACCUGCGCUCUCGUAUGCGCUCCAAGCUCGAGUCGUUCCAGAAGAACCGCAACUUUGACCCGAAUUCGCGUGAUGCACUCGAGGCCGCGCGGCGGCAGAAGCGUGGCGAGAUGCGCGACAAGCGGCGCAAGGAGCGGAAGGAGGAGCGGCGCAAGGCGCGCGAGGAGGUGACGGCGAAGCCGGCGAAGAACCAGCUCCUUGUCCCGCAGCUGCCGCGCGAGACAGGCGAGGACAUUACGCUUCCCGCCGUCGCGCUCCCGAGUGCGGCCAAGGGCAAGGCGCCGCUGAAGAAGCUGUCGAACGCGGCUCAGGCGCUCGCGCACCUCGAGAAGCACAAUGCCAAGCUCGCCGCCCUCCCCGAGGAGAAGCGGAAGGAGGCCGAGCAGCGCGAGCUCUGGGCCAAGGCCGAGGAGCGCGCGCGCGGAGGCAAGGUCGCCGACGAGGCGACCGUGCUCAAGAAGGCGGUCAAGCGCGAGGAGAAGCGCAAGCUCAAGUCCGGCCAGGCGUGGGCCGAGCGCAAGCGCGAGCUCGAGGCGAGCCAGCAGGCAAGCAUCAAGAAGAGGAACGACAACAUUGCCGCCCGUCUCCAGGCACGCCGCGACAAGAAGUCGGGCAAGAGCGCAAAGGACAAGGCCGCCGCCAAGAAGGGCAAGGGCCGUCCCGGCUUUGAGGGCAAGAAGAAGCGCGCCUAG